This is a messenger RNA of Odontomachus brunneus, 5503 nucleotides long. Its product is annotated as E3 ubiquitin-protein ligase RNF19A-like. Gene Ontology annotation, biological process: ubiquitin-dependent protein catabolic process; positive regulation of proteasomal ubiquitin-dependent protein catabolic process; protein polyubiquitination. The record is from RefSeq and is a predicted model, not a curated record. The transcript has 13 exons. Gene Ontology annotation, molecular function: zinc ion binding; ubiquitin protein ligase activity; ubiquitin conjugating enzyme binding. NCBI's taxonomy places the organism in Eukaryota, Metazoa, Arthropoda, Insecta, Hymenoptera, Formicidae. Gene Ontology annotation, cellular component: cytoplasm; ubiquitin ligase complex. The coding region runs from base 2562 to 4931 and encodes 789 amino acids.
AUGACAUUAUGAGAUUAUUCGAUGUUUGGUGCAAAAAUUAGAUCCCCCAGACUCUGUAGACUUUCGAUAGUCCCGGGACUGCAUCUGGCGGUCGCUCGCUCUUCCGCGACGAAUAAUACCACGUUUGAAUCAUAAAUGCGGAAUACAAAUAUCAGCGAAGAGUGCAAGUUAUAUUUAAUUUUGUUAAUUUUGUUGAUUUCUAUUUUUAAUGAUUCUAAUUUUCAUCAUGUAAAAAAAUGCAACAAGUUCUUGUAAACCAGUAUUUGAUGUUAUUAAUUUGAUACAAAACACGCUUAUAACGAAUCUUGUACUUGGGAGAUGUAUAUGCAACGUUAUCUUAAUAUUACAGUCUGACAAGAAUGAUAACUCUGUGUUAAUACGUUGACUGUAUUCAGUGAAGUUUUGUAUAUCUUAUCAUUUGCACCACAAUGACAUCUUUAUUAUCAUAAGUAUGUAAGGAUAAAAUAUUGUAUGAUAUACUUAAUUCAAUCUAAAUUAUCACAGUAUAUAAAUUGUCGAAUCUCCUUGAAGUCAUGUAACGCAUGAGAAUUUCAACACGCUCGAUUCGCGACACAGGGAGAAAUUGUCGAAUAAAUGAUGAUUUAUUUCACUAAGAAAUUUCUACAGUGUUGUUGGAAACUCAAAUGAUAAUUCUGAUGCUAGUCAACGUGUUAAUGCUUCUUUAUUUCACAGCGAGCAUGGUGAUAUAUCAAUGACACCUCUGACAUUAUUAACACUUGCUUAUAAUAUAAAAUAAUAUAAAAACCAUUAAAAAGUAGAGAGAUAAAAUCGUUGAUGCCUUUUUGAAAGGACUCAACUUUUUUUAGAGGAUUCAGAAACCGUUUAACCUUGACUAGUACAUAUUUAUGAGAUAUGUUGUUAUCUCUUAGUGGAAACCAAAUAUGCAUGAUACGGUGUUCCAUGAUGAAUAAAUUUGAUGCAUACUAUCACAUUCAUAGUCAAGUAACGAUUACUGCCAAAAUUAAAUACCUAUUGGGAGAAAAGUCCAUGUGAACGUCAGUAAAUAUAGUGCAAUUUUGUUAUCUGUUUAUGUUUUAUAAUUCAAUUUAGAAGAGAGAAAAAGUGUUGCAGGUUUCCUAUGAAUGAAAUUAUAAAUCAUAAAUACAAGAACAAAAUUUUAUUUUUAAUUUUAUUUUUAAUUUUAUUUUUUACAUUCAUGUGGACUUUUUCCCAACAGGCAAUUAAAUUUGGUAACAAUCGCGUUAUUUGGCUGUAAAUGCAAUAGUACGCGUUAAAUAAUUUAUUGAUCAUAUGGAACAAUGUAUUCUAUAUCUUGCAUUUCCACUAAGAGAUAACAAGCAGUUUUCUUGUAAAUAUAUACCGUCUAUCUGUCGCGGAGAGAUAUGAUCUCUCUUUCCCUCUCUCCUUUCUUUCUCUUUCUCCCUGUAUCGCGAAUCGAGCGUGUCGAAAUUCGCACGUGUUACAUGACUUCGAGAAUUGCAACACGCUGAUUAUUCAUGCGCCUUGUAGACGCGGUGAAAUCGCCGAUGACCAUCGUGGCCUGUAUUAUUCCUCUUUCAGGGAAAGCAACGAAUCGUUUUAGCAGAAGGAACUGUUGUGAUGGACAAAGAAUGACGGAACGACAAGCCGUUUACAUCGAUGCCGCGACUAAAAUAAAACCGUCGUCAUUGCUGCAAAAAAAAGUUUUAAAUCACGCUGACGAGACGGAUUAUUCUUAUUAUUUGUGUGUUACUGCUUCCAGGAGUAGUGUUAGCUGAAUAAAAUAAUUAUUUUUUGUAUUACAAUUAAACUACAUAUAUAAAAUAGAAAGGAAAUAAGACAAUGAGAAAAAGAUUUUAUAAAUCUUAAGUGUAAUAGUGAUUAAUAGAAUUACCAUUACUAAUAUAAUUGCUUCCAAUCCAUCUAAUGGCUCUAUUAAAGAAAUUUGAAGAAAAAAUUACAAAAUUAAAGGAAGAGAUAGAAAAAAAUAGAAGACAAAUGCACAUUUAUUAUCAAGAAGAAUUGCAUACAUUGGAUGAAAUAGAAUACGAAACCAAAAAAAUUGGAAUAUAUGAUGGAGAUUUAAAAGAAAAGACUGAACAAGCAAGAAAAAAAGUUAUAGAUGACUAUAGCUUUACUAUAUUCUGUAAUGAUACUGGUAUAGAAGUUGGUAUUGAUGCAUUAGAAGUAAAAGAUUUUCAUGACACAGAUACAAGAAGUAAUUCUGCUGUAAAAAUGUCUUUUGAUGAUCAACCAGGAACAAGCGGAACACAAAAAGCAGCAUCUCAAAAUAAAAAUGUUGAUCAAUGAGAUGUACAUUUAUGGAGAAUAUUGCAACAACUUUAUAAUUCAAUUUGCAAUUUCUUGCAAAUUUAUUUGCAUAUACAAGCAGCGAUUUAUUUGAUAUUACAACUACACAUCACGCGGUACAAUAUUUUCACUUAAAUUAUGCGGAUAAAUCAGGCAUUGUGUGCUGAAAACCUACAAGUUUUUAACUGUGAUCGUUUGAUUUGUUUGCAGAAUCAGACAAGUAAGCUCAAGUGGCAAGGAAUAUGAGCAGCGUGUGUAGCAGUGUGUAAUACUUUUCAACACUUCUCAGGAUGUUUAAGGAAAACGAUAAUGGCGCGGGAGGUUGUAACGGCGCGACACCUCGUCCACGGAGGCUAUUUCCCCGAUUUUCGUUACGCAGAUUACUGUAUUCCAGUCCGCUUAUCGGUCGUCGUAUCGUAAGAACGCCCAGUUCGAGUAACAGGAAUGCGAAAGCUAAGGAUCAAGCGAGCAGUAGGGUGGCGGAUGUUGAGAAAGGAGAGGCCAGAGUGAGCAAUGGUUCGAGUCAUUUCCAAUUUCAUAACAUAGAUCUGCAACGUGCUUCCAGCAAAGGUUCUGGACUGUUUUCUGCAGGAAAGAGUAAUGAUGGACCGAUGGAAUGUCCAUUGUGUUUGGCCGACUUACCAGCAGAAUUCUUUCCUGUUAUCCAGUCUUGUCAUCAUCGCAGUUGCUACGAUUGUUUUCAACAGUAUCUCAAAGUGGAAAUCUCCGAGUCUAGAGUUAAUAUUGCUUGCCCCGAAUGUAAUGAACCGUUACAUCCAAAUGAUAUUCGGAUGAUCUUGAAUGAUCAAACGCAGUUGGAGAAGUACGAAGAUUUUAUGGUUCGGAGAGUACUCGCUGUAGAGCCCGAUGCGAGAUGGUGCCCCGCUCCUGAUUGCAGUUUCGCUGUAAUCGCUAGUGGCUGUGCUUCGUGUCCAAAAUUACGUUGCGAGCGGCCAGGUUGCGAUUCGUACUUUUGCUAUCACUGUAAAGCGCAAUGGCACCCGAAUCAAACGUGCGACGCCGCCCGAGCGCAACGUUCUCAAUACUACGAGCGCAGUUCUUCUCUGAGUUUUAGUCAAACCGAUUCUCAACACAGAGAUGAUAUAAAGCCAUGUCCGAGAUGCCAAGUCUUGAUUGUCAAAAUGGACGAUGGAAGUUGCAACCAUAUGACGUGUGCGGUUUGUGGCGCAGAAUUUUGUUGGCUCUGUAUGAAAGAAAUUAGUGAUCUUCACUAUCUUAGUCCUUCUGGCUGCACUUUUUGGGGCAAAAAGCCAUGGUCUAGAAAGAAAAAGAUUUUGUGGCAACUUGGAACUCUGAUAGGAGCUCCAGUUGGGAUCGGUCUCGUCGCGGGUAUAGCAUUUCCUGCUAUGAUCAUAGGUAUACCUGUGUGGGUAGGGCAAAAAUUGUAUACGAGAUACGAGAAGGCCAACAAGCACAAGAGGAAUGCUUUUAUUCUUGGCGGAGUUACUGCAUCGGUUCUAGUGUCACCGGUACUGGCGGGAUUGGCUGUGGGUAUCGGUGUUCCCAUACUGCUGUUCUACGUUUACGGCGUGGUUCCGGUAUCACUUUGCCGAAACGGCGGCUGCGGUGUUACUAGGAACGGCACCGGAGUGCGAUUCGAGUUUGACGAUGAGAAUGAGCUGAUGGGCGCCUUGGGCGCGCGCAACGGCGGAGAUGCGGCAUCAAUAGACGUCGCGAGUCACCGCGGCGGCAAUCCUUCAAUAGGGGAGGCCUCGCUAUCGUUGGGUAGCGGUAGUCAGCUGGAGAAAUUGGGCCGGGAAAAUGAUCGCGAAAGCGCUAGUAAUGUGGCUCUAGCUGGCACUAGUCUCGCGGGCAGUAUAGCCUCUAGCGUGCUUCCCGGAGGUCAAAGGUUGGAGGUCCAAGCUGAUGUUACGUCUACGCAACGCUUCAGUUUGUGUAGCGAAACCGCGUCCGCGGCUACUAGUCUGUCGGAAAAAUCGGUAAACGCUUCUAUUGCUUUAGACGAUGGCGCGGCUUCUACGAGGGCCUUGGCCGGUUCAGUUCUUAACUUUAAGAUGGAUAGCAGUUCAAUCAGCGGUGGCAGAAGUACGGAAGGAGAGCAACCAGCCAACUCCACCAAUGGUGGUCACAUGGACUCUGCUGGUCAAGCCACAUCGUUGAGCUCGUUGGAAGAAAUGGCGCCUGGUUUAGCAAAACGCACCCGACGUAAACUGACAUUUGAUCCUCAGUGUAGCGAUGCGAGUAGCUGGGUCAUGAGCGGAGAGGACGGUGUUUCGGAACGAGUACGAUUCGAUGAUCAUGUCAGCGUAAUCGAAGCGGACCAAGAGAGGGUGGUAGGUGGCAAAUUGGAGGGCUGUGCGAUGAACAAUCGUUCAACGGGUCGUAAGCGAAAUAAAGAUUCCGAGCAAGAGACUGAUGCUCAGAAAACAUCCAAGAGCCCAAAUGGUGGAUCGAAUGCCGAAAGUCCCGUAGACGAUACUUCGCGGGAACGCAUCAACGUCGCCACUUUAAGAAACGUUUUUUUUCACGCUUCAGCAAUAUCCACGGAUCGUGAGAAACGACUGUCGGUCAUAGAGGAGCCGACGUCGACCGCAUCGCAAGCCUCCGGCAAUCGGAUCAGCAUGCCUUGCGAUGAGAGUCGGAGUUCCACUACUACAGACGAAAGUUUGCAUUGCUAGGAAGGUUAAGACUGAGCAUGGAUGUCACAAUGUAUGUAUAGAUGCGUAUAUACAUAUGUUCAGUGUGUAUAUAUGUACUAAAUCGCAUAAAUGCAAAAACACGAUGCGUUAAUAUGUAAGCACGACGAUUGUACAUACCCAUAUAUACCGGGCAAUACGCAUACGCAUAGUUCGAAUGUUACACAAGAAACAAAGAGAUAAAACUAUCGCAAAGAGUAAUUCUAGUGAUUGUGUGCAUUUGCGCUGUGAUCAUGCAUAUGUGAGCAUACUGUAUGGAUACAUAUAUACAUAUGUUAUAUAUAAGUAUAUGUACGUAUAUGUAUGUACGUUUGUAUGCAUAUAUGUAUAUACGUUCGUAUAUAUAUGUAUGCAUUCACAUACAUAACAUAUACAAAUCAUAUAUGACACUCCCAAUUCAUUAUAAACAAUGGAAAAGAAAGUUAAAGACAAUAUUUCUUCCUGCAUUAAUAUUUAAUAAAUUGCAAUGGUUAUUAUAGUAGACGGAACAACUCUAUUAUUUGUAUCGAAAUUAUUCCUCAAUUGUCGACGUUUAGUUUGUAACGAAUAGGUGG